CUGGUGUCUGUGGGGGGAGGAAGGGAGGACAGUGGGAAGCAAUGGUUCCGGGGGUAAGCGUUUCCCAGCCGGGAGUUGUGAGCGCCGUGCCGGUUGCAGAGUGAUGAAAUGGCAGUGACAGCGGAGUGCAGUGGAUCAAUAAUAUGCUGAGGAGUCUCUCCAGAGAAACAUAAUCCUUUGCGGAUCAAUAGGACUUUACAUGGGCACAGAGUUGUUCUUCGUGGACAUGGGCACAGAGUGACAGAGGAUGCUUGGGAUGGUGUCCUCCUUACCCACUUUUACCACUGAUUUUCUUCUGUGUAAAUAUGGCAAGCUUACUAUAAUCAGAACCAUAAUGGUUUUAAAACUCUCUUCUCAAAUCAAGUUGAUGUCGUCUUAUCCUCAGUUCUGAAUAUUUAAACAGCAUGAUGCUUGAAUUUUUACAAAAGAAAAUUAUUCAGAGCAUAGUUCUCCUUGAUGUUGCUUCUGUUUUGAAUCUGCAAGCUGGAGAAUUGGAAGACGUUAAAUUUAGUUGAGUUGUAAAUAAACAGAUCCUUUGAAGUCUGGCAAAAUGGCUGAUAGUCUGAACUGUGAUUUGAAGUCUCUGAGUCCGCUUCAGCUGUUUGAAAGAGUAACUGAACAAGGAGAGAAAGUCAGAGCACUGAAAGCAGGAAAAGCACCAAAGGAUGAAAUUGAUGCAGCAGUGAGGAUGCUAUUGUCAUUAAAACUGUCAUAUAAAGCAACAACAGGGCAAGAUUAUCAGGCAGGCUUGCCUCCAAGAGAUCUUGUACUAAUAAACAAUGGUACAACUAAAGAAGGUGAUGAGGAUUUUGUGGACCCCUGGACUGUGCAGACAUCAAAUGCUAAGGGUGUGGAUUAUGACAAACUCAUAGUUCGGUUUGGCAGCAGUAAAAUUGACACAGAUCUGAUCAAUCGAAUAGAAAGAGCUAUUGGGCAAAAACCUCACCGCUUUCUACGUAGAGGAAUCUUUUUUUCUCACAGAGAUAUGGACCAAAUCCUUGAUGCUUAUGAAAAGAAGAAGUCCUUUUACCUUUAUACAGGCAGAGGGCCAUCCUCUCAGGCAAUGCAUGUUGGUCAUCUUAUCCCAUUUAUAUUCACAAAGUGGCUGCAAGAAGUAUUUGAUGUUCCUUUAGUUAUACAGUUAACUGAUGAUGAGAAGUACCUUUGGAAGGACCUGACAACUGAGAAGGCAUAUGAAUAUGCUAGAGAAAACGCAAAAGACAUAAUUGCAUGUGGUUUUGACAUCAAUAAAACCUUUAUAUUUUCUGAUUUAGACUAUUUGGGGACAAGUAGUGGAUUCUACAAAAACAUCGUCAAAGUUCAGAAGCAUGUGACAUUUAACCAAGUGAAAGGAAUCUUUGGCUUUACAGACAGUGAUUGCAUUGGAAAGAUCAGCUUUCCUGCUAUUCAGGCUGCUCCAUCCUUCAGUUCAUCAUUUCCACAGAUCUUCAAUGGCAAGGAGAACAUUCAGUGUCUUAUCCCAUGUGCUAUCGAUCAGGAUCCUUAUUUUAGAAUGACCCGAGAUGUAGCACCUAGAAUUGGGCUGCCUAAACCAGCCUUAAUGCACUCAGUCUUCUUCCCAGCCCUGCAAGGAGCACAGACAAAAAUGAGCGCUAGUGACCCGAACUCCUCCAUCUUCCUCACCGAUACACCCAAACAAAUCAAGACAAAGAUUAACAAGCAUGCCUUCUCGGGAGGCAGAGACACCAUUGAAGAGCACAGGAAGUACGGAGGUAACUGCGAUGUGGAUGUGUCUUUUAUGUACCUGACUUUCUUCCUAGAAGAUGAUGACAGGCUUGAACAACUGAAGCAGGCAUACACAAGCGGGGAGUUGCUCACUGGGGAGCUGAAGAAGGUUCUUAUUGAAACAUUGCAGCCCUUGAUAGCAGCUCAUCAAGAGCGACGGAAGCAGGUUACAGAUGAAGUAGUGAAGCAAUUUAUGACUCCACGGAAGCUAGCUUUUGAAUUUUGAAGAAAUACGUAUGGAACUUACCACUUGAUAAACCAAAACCAAGGAAUUGUUGUCUCCUCUUGUAUGUCAUCACUCCCUAGUUAUUUACAGCCUGCAAUCAGUGCUUUAUAAAUAUUGCUUUCAAUGAGUCAAUUACAAUGAAUGUCAGAGUACAGGAGAAGUUCAAAAUAGGACUCGUAUCUAUUUAAAAUCAGAAUAUACAAGACAGCAUUGCCCAAUCUUGCAGAAAAGCAUGUCUGUCAGCAUAACACUGUAUUUUAUUGUAUUUCAUGUUGAAAAUAUAAAUAAAACUUCCAUUUUAAUGAUAAAGCCUAACUUGUAAAUUGUUUUAGAUACAUCGGUGAGAGGUCAUAUCUCAAAGUAAUAACUAGUUGUUCUAUUUUCUUUUGUCCUGUGUACCUUGGUUUACUAGACUGUAUGUCCCUUUGGGCUACUGGGAACAUGCUGUACACAAAAAGAUAAUCAGUGUUACAAAGCAGAUUACAUAGUGACUUAGCCCUGGGAUCAAUACCAAAAGAAUGGAAAUCUAACACAGGAGAAGGAAUAUCAAGCUGGUUUUGCUGUUGUCUUCCUCUUUGACCUACGGGCAAGUCUCAGAAAUCUCACUGUACUUUUGUUUCUGCGGCUAUUCAGUUGGUCUGACUCCUCUGGAGGGAGGAGGUUAUCAUGAGGUUGUAAACUUCCUUUAUAUUCUCAGCUGCAAGCUGUUGCAGGAAUGUGUAUUUUAGUUUCUAGUUAGAAAAAGAAAACGCCAAGUGUUAAAUCGUGCUGUGAAAAUAAAGUUGCUGCUGCACACAGGGA
This is a messenger RNA of Columba livia (rock pigeon), 2773 nucleotides long. It is a transcript of the gene WARS1, whose product is annotated as tryptophanyl-tRNA synthetase 1. The transcript is spliced from 13 exons. NCBI's taxonomy places the organism in Eukaryota, Metazoa, Chordata, Aves, Columbiformes, Columbidae. Gene Ontology annotation, molecular function: tryptophan-tRNA ligase activity; ATP binding. The coding region runs from base 551 to 1972 and encodes 473 amino acids. The record is from RefSeq and is a predicted model, not a curated record. Gene Ontology annotation, cellular component: cytoplasm. Gene Ontology annotation, biological process: tryptophanyl-tRNA aminoacylation.